AUGAACAAUAUGGUUGACGGUGUAUUACAAAGAGCUGGUCAAACUGCUGACAUCCUCAUGGGCUUGAUCAGCAGCAGACAUGACAUAAAACCAGAGUUCAAGACCCGAGUUGACCAGCUUAUACCAAUGCUUCGUUGCACAACAAAUCUUUAUAAUCUCAUUCACCUAGACGAAAUCUGCCAGUCCGAUGGCAAACCCCAGACGCUUGCCGAUCUUGCUCCGACGGAACUGCAAAUCAGCGAAGUUCCGUUCGCCAAGAUCAACAACCAUCUUCGGCGGUUUGAUCAGGAGCUUUCACCCUUGUCAGUUCCAAAUGACCACUCCAGGCUGAUGAAGCUUGUUGAUGAGCUGUACGAGGAGAUAAGGACGCUCCUUGACGAUAUCCGCGCUGAUGUAGUCGUCGCCAUCAAGCAAGCCUUCAAGCACACCCUGGUCAGCCAACACGCGUACGCCGUACAACUCAGAGACGUCGUCACGGCACGGGAACCUAGCCUCGUGCACGACAUCAAUCAAAUCCGCAUCCAACGAGGCGACGCCCCCGUAAGAGCUCCCUCCAUCCACCCCAGCGUCGCCCCUGACGCGGCCACGGAAGUGCCCCAUGUUCAGUACGUCGAUGUACACCUCACUAAGAAGGUCAUCGAAACCCGUCUCAUACCAUCUGCCGACGAUCCUCCUUCGUCGAAGUCUUUCCACUGGCGCCCCAGGGCCCACAAACUCGCAAGCCUUCUCAACGCGACAAACUCACCCCUGGUACCUCGCUGCAUCAACCUCCGAGAAAACACCGAACGCGGCCGCUUAGAGUACCUAUACGAACCUCUCCCAGGGUUUGCGGACUUCCCUCCCAACCUCUACAACCUCGCGGAGCACCUAGUCUCUCACGAUGGCCACUUCAAUAAUGACAGACCGCAAGCAGAGCGCCUACCACUCGCGACUAAGGUCAAAUUCGCGUACCGUCUAGCCCGAGCCCUUAGCGAGCUUCAUGCCGUCGACAGAGUCCAUGGGGACUUACAGAGCGGGAACGUUUGGUUUGCCGUCUCCGGGGAGUUCAAGGGCAUGAAGUUGUCCCCUCCGUUGCUCCUGGGGUUCGAUUUGGGCGAGGAUCAGCCAAUGGUCCGGUCACCGCAGUCUGACGAUGAUCAGGGUGAGAAUAAGGGGUACGGCGUGGCUCUUGAGAAGGCCAAGAUGGCGGACAUACAAGCCCUAGGUAUCUUGCUUGUGGAAAUUGGUCUCGGGGCUCGCAUCACCUCAACGUCCACUGAUGAUGAUAGUCUCGGAUUUACCGUCGCGUCUGCGAAGAGGUUCACCAAGAAGAUUAGAAUGGGAGACAAGUAUGCCCUCGCAGUGAGGGCGGCACUCGACCCCGGACGUCUUCGCACGGCAUUUGCAUCUAGGGUAGGUAAGGAAGACGUCGGUCUGGACCAGUCUUUCCGGGGGGUUGUCGUCGAUGGGCUGCUCGGUGUUCUGGAGAGGAGGACUUGA
Colletotrichum truncatum is the source of this 1479-nucleotide messenger RNA. RefSeq lists its product as uncharacterized. The record is from RefSeq and is a predicted model, not a curated record. Lineage: Eukaryota; Fungi; Ascomycota; Sordariomycetes; Glomerellales; Glomerellaceae.